Dentiscutata heterogama is the source of this 277-nucleotide messenger RNA. Lineage: Eukaryota; Fungi; Glomeromycota; Glomeromycetes; Diversisporales; Gigasporaceae. The record is from the annotation of a GenBank genome assembly.
AUGUCACAAUCUCCUAUUAGUAUAGUAGAUAAUUUUGAAGAUAAUACUUUUGAAGAUGAUAUUUUUAAAGAUAAUACUUUUGAAGAUGAUAUUUUUGAAGAUAAUACUUUUGAAGAUAAUAUUUUUGAAGAAGAUACUUUUGAAGAUAAUAUUAUUAUUGAAUCUGGUACUUCUCAAAAUAUAGAAAUUGAUACUAUUGCUGAAUCUAGUAUUUUUCAAGAUAUAGAAAAUGGGUUUAAAGAUAUAAAUAGUUUUGAAGAUAUAGAUAAUCAACCAA